GCAGGGCGCAGUUUUUGAAAGCGGGUGCUGCGUGCGGACCGCGGGCCUGCAGGGUGCGCGGGUUGGGCUGGGGGCUGUCCCUGGAGAGUAGAGUGGCCCUGGGGCCCGCACGCUCACUUGCUGGCGGGGGAUGGCGCAGACACGGGCGGUCCCCCCGAGGGCGGUCCUCACGGGUGGUCUAGGUUAGCUCGGACCCGGGAGUGUGGGAGUGGCGCAGAGCUGCGGGAAAAGGCGCGGGGCGCCUGCGUGGCGAACGAACACAGCCGCCUGACACUCCCGCAAGGCCCGCGGAGCUGCUCCUGCCUCCGCCUCUCUGAGCCAACCACGGGGCGGGGUGUGAACGCCGGGCGGGGACGUGCCGUUCUGGGGGGCGUGUCCACCGGCGGGGGCGAGCCGUCCUGGGGGCGUGGCUCUCUGCUCCGGUGCAGGCCCGCAGGGCGCCCUGGGCUGGGAGGAACGCGACUUACCGUGGUCGUGGGCGGACGGCGGCUGCAGCGCGGAGGAGCUGGGUCGCUGUGGGUCGCGAAGCAGAGCCCGGGACGUGCGCGCUUGGUGCACGAUCCUGAAGGGGAGCUCCGAGGGGCCCGGGUCGCCAGGGCUGCUGCGGCCAUUCCCGGAGCCCGGCCCGGGGCCCGCAAGAUACUGGUUAGGCCGUCCCAGGGCUCCGGGCGCACCCGGUGGCCGCUGCUGCAGCGGAGGGAGCGCGGCGGCGCGGGGUCUCGGAGACAGCGUUUCUCCCGGAAGUCUUCCUCGGGCAGCAGGUGGGAAGUGGGAGCCGGAGCGGCAGCUGGCAGCGUUCUCUCCGCAGGUCGGCACCAUGCGCCCUGCAGCUCUGCGCGGGGCCCUGCUGGGCUGCCUCUACCUGGCGUUGCUUUGCCUGGGCGGUGCGGACAAGCGCCUGCGUGACAACCAUGAGUGGAAAAAACUAAUUAUGGUUCAGCACUGGCCUGAGACAGUAUGCGAGAAAAUUCAAAACGACUGUAGAGACCCUCCGGAUUACUGGACAAUACAUGGACUAUGGCCCGAUAAAAGUGAAGGAUGUAAUAGAUCGUGGCCCUUCAAUUUAGAAGAGAUUAAGGAUCUUUUGCCAGAAAUGAGGGCAUACUGGCCUGACGUAAUUCACUCGUUUCCCAAUCGCAGCCGCUUCUGGAAGCAUGAGUGGGAAAAGCAUGGGACCUGUGCCGCCCAGGUGGAUGCGCUCAACUCCCAGAAGAAGUACUUUGGCAGAAGCCUGGAACUCUACAGGGAGCUGGACCUCAACAGUGUGCUUCUAAAAUUGGGGAUAAAACCAUCCAUCAAUUACUACCAAGUUGCAGAUUUUAAAGAUGCCCUCGCCAGAGUAUAUGGAGUGAUACCCAAAAUCCAGUGCCUUCCACCAAGCCAGGAUGAGGAAGUACAGACAAUUGGUCAGAUAGAACUGUGCCUCACUAAGCAAGACCAGCAGCUGCAAAACUGCACCGAGCCGGGGGAGCAGCUGUCCCCCAAGCAGGAAGUCUGGCUGGCAAAUGGGGCCGCCGAGAGCCGGGGUCUGAGGGUCUGUGAAGAUGGCCCAGUCUUCUAUCCCCCACCUAAAAAGACCAAGCAUUGAUGCCCAAGUUUUGGAAAUAUUCUGUUUUAAAAAGCAAGAGAAAUUCACAAACUGCAGCUUUCUAAAAAACAACUCCAAAGUGAA
Messenger RNA from Gorilla gorilla gorilla (western lowland gorilla), 1672 nucleotides. It is a transcript of the gene RNASET2, whose product is annotated as ribonuclease T2. Lineage: Eukaryota; Metazoa; Chordata; Mammalia; Primates; Hominidae. Gene Ontology annotation, cellular component: extracellular region. Gene Ontology annotation, molecular function: ribonuclease T2 activity; RNA binding. The record is from RefSeq and is a predicted model, not a curated record. The transcript is spliced from 9 exons. Gene Ontology annotation, biological process: RNA catabolic process. The coding region runs from base 818 to 1588 and encodes 256 amino acids.